Molecule: messenger RNA, 159 nt
Organism: Suillus subalutaceus
Lineage: Eukaryota; Fungi; Basidiomycota; Agaricomycetes; Boletales; Suillaceae
Exons: 1
Source: RefSeq, a predicted model, not a curated record
AAAAUAUUGAGCAUAACAGCUGACAACACUUCAAACAACGAUACUAUGGUGGAUGAAUUACCGGACAUGGUAGCUCAUUUCGGCGGCAAGAACACACAUACCCAGUGUUUCCUUCAUAUCAUCAAUUUAGUAGCCAAAUCCUUGAUCCGCCAAUUUGAC